Dentiscutata heterogama is the source of this 342-nucleotide messenger RNA. Lineage: Eukaryota; Fungi; Glomeromycota; Glomeromycetes; Diversisporales; Gigasporaceae. The record is from the annotation of a GenBank genome assembly.
ACAUUGAACCAGAGUUUCAGGUGUAUCCUUAUAGUUAUGAUUUAAAUGGAAAAGCAAUUGAUUUAGUGAAGACAAGUACUGGAAGAAGGAUAGCGAUCGAAUUUGAUAACAUCAAGAUGGAAUGCAUUAAAUUGGACAGAGCUCAAGGUAGCUGGCAGGAAGCAACUCAAGUAUCACGAUCAUUGGUAGCAAAAUCAGAGGAUGAAAUUUUAAGCCUUGAAAUUAGUGAUCAUUACCGGCCAAAUCAAAAGACAGUUCGUGAAGCUUUAGAAUGGAAGAUUAAAAAGAAAAGCAACGAGUAUCUAGAUCCGUUAAAAAAACGAAACGAUGCUGAGUUGAGCU